Molecule: messenger RNA, 1428 nt
Organism: Naegleria gruberi
Lineage: Eukaryota; Heterolobosea; Eutetramitea; Acrasida; Naegleriidae
Exons: 2
Coding region: 1-1428 (475 amino acids)
Source: RefSeq, a predicted model, not a curated record
AUGGCUCCACAUAAACCACAAGAAUUCACUUCAUUGGUUCAAAAGUUGAAGAAAAUGGACAAGGCAGAAAGAAUUAAAUUUUACCGAGAACGUACGAAACACAUGGCCAACAAACAACAAGCUAAGCAACAACAAGAUCACCCUCUCGCUAAUAACAAGAGAAAGAAAGAAUAUUAUUCUGAUGAUGAUCAAAAUGAUGAUGAUGAUCAACAUGAUGAUGAUAAACAACAAAGAAAGAAGAGAAAAGAACAAGAAGAACAAAAUGAUAGAAAGGAAAUGUCUGAUGACGAAUCCGAAGAAGAAACAGACGACGAUCAAGAAUCAGGUGAUGAUUCUUCUGACUCUGAAUGUGAUGAACAAGAAGAAGAAUUACAAGAAGAACAACAUGAAGAGCAACAACAAGAGGAACCAGAAGUAAUAACAAUAGAUGAUGACGAAGAAGAUUCUGAUGAAGAUUCUGAUGAAGAAGAUUCCGAUGAAGAAGAAACCGACAAAGACCAAGAAUCAAUCGACGCCUCUUCUGAAUCAGACAAUGAUGAUGACAAUGAUGAACUGAGACGAUUUUUCCAUAGACACUGGCGCGGCUCCAAAGCACAAUUUGUCAGAGAUUAUGGACCUGAGAAUGUUGAUGCUUCAAUUUUUUGCAGAUGGUUGAGUAGAAAUAUUAAGGUCAGCUGGACAAGCUCCUUUGUUAGAAAAUACAUGGAAGCAUUGAGCCAGACUCAAGCUACUGAAGCACUUGCUCACGAUGAAGAACAUUCAGAGUCAGAAGAGGAUAGAGACGAAAUGUCUGACGAUCAAGCAGAAGAAUGGAAUGUUGUAAACGAUGUAGAGGUGCCAGCGGAACCAGAAAUAAUAAUAAUAGAUGAUGAUGAUGAUGAAGAAGAAGAUCAAAACACAGAGGUACAUUAUUCUCAAGAACAAGAAGAGAUGGAUAAUUGCUUAACAGAACAAACUGAGUACCUCAUGAAUCAUGAGAAACAAGAAGAAAAAAAAUCCCUCACAACAACCACUAAGGGAAUGGACAAGAAUGCAGGAGGGAAAAUUUUGAAUGAAGAACACAAAGAGGAAGCAGAAAAAAUUAAUACUUCGGAAGGUAGUGAAGAAAACAAACUAGAAGGAAUGAACAAGAGAAAGAAUUUGGAUUUUUAUCAGCAAAAGACAAAGAAGAGAAAAGAAUCCAAAAAAGACACAGAUGAUGAUGAAGCUAGAGAGGAAACCAAUAACAACACGCAUAACCAUGUAAUUAAUGCAAAUGAAGAGGAUGAAGAAUGUGUGAAUGAUAACAAAAUUGGAGGUAAUUUCGAAGAAGAACCAAAAGAUAGCACUUCUCAGUUGAAAGAAGUUACAUGUCCUCCACCACAUCUUCCAAAUGGAUUGUCCUAUAACAGAAAUAUACCAAUAACUAUUAGGGACAUUCCAAUUUAA